ACGCCAAUCCACCAUAUCUAUCUGCAGCUUCUGCCCCGCUCGCUCUUUGUGACUUUUGCCCCUUCGCUGCUGCAAUUCGCCCCUUUGCUUGCGCAAUUGGGCCUGUUUGGGCCUUUCCGCCAUCUCCACCACCACAACACCAUCAUGUCUGACGCGCCACUUCCCUCGUCCUUCGACGGCAAUGAGGACUUCUACUCCGAGAACCGCUGGCAAAAGCUCACGCGCCGGCUGAAGGAAGAGCCCUUGAUCCCGCUGGGCUGUUUCCUCACAUGCUGGGCGCUGUUCGGCGCGACGCGCUCGAUGCGCACAGGCGACUCGCAAAAGACGAACCGCAUGUUCCGGCGCCGUAUUUACGCCCAGGGCUUCACCAUCAUUUCCAUGUACGUCGGUUCCAUGUACUGGAAGGAGGACCGCGAGAAGCGCAAGGAGUAUGAGAACCUGAGCGAGGAGAAGAAGCGCUUGGAGAAGCGCGACGCGUGGAUACGCGAGCUGGAGGCCAGAGAUGAGGAGGAUAAGGCCAUGAGGGCCAAGAUGGAGAAGCUCAAGCAGAGGAAGAAGGAAAGUGAGGCUGCUGCUGCUGCGGCUGCGUCGAAAGAGGCUUCAGAAACGAGGAGUGCAUUGGAGGGUUCCGAAGAGAGGGGACUGGGCGUUAUGGAAGCUGUCAGAGCGCUGCUCGCAAACCGGAAAUAAAUUGCGGACAUGGAUUGAGAUCAAAAAACAGGACCACUAGGGGACUAUCGCUUUGGUGUACAAACCGUUUGACAGUUACAUAAAUUCGGUACUCGGCGUAUGGGGUGGGAUAGGAAGGACUUCACUCUGUCAUUGUUGUAAGUCCCAGGCAUUUCGGGGGCCUUGAGUGCACUGUGAUGAAUGAAAAAAAGAUGGAUCAGUUUGGCUCAUGGUCUCGAGUUGUUUUACCAUCGUUUACAAAGUGAGCCUUUCCAACUUAUUCUCAAUGGAAAGUUAAUCGUCGUCAAGGGACUACAAUGUUAAAAUGCUAAUUGGAG
Molecule: messenger RNA, 1007 nt
Organism: Aplosporella prunicola CBS 121167
Lineage: Eukaryota; Fungi; Ascomycota; Dothideomycetes; Botryosphaeriales; Aplosporellaceae
Exons: 2
Coding region: 145-690 (181 amino acids)
Biological process (GO): mitochondrial respirasome assembly
Cellular component (GO): mitochondrion
Source: RefSeq, a predicted model, not a curated record